AUGUCUGCGAACCUUACUGAAGAACAAAUUGCGGAAUUUAAGGAGGCUUUCGCGCUUUUCGACAAAGACAACAACGGAUCUAUUUCGUCGUCAGAAUUGGCAACAGUAAUGAGAUCGCUAGGUCUGUCACCCAGCGAAGCCGAGGUUUCGGAUCUAAUGAACGAGAUCGACGUCAAUGGUAACCACAAGAUUGAAUUCAGCGAGUUUUUAGCGUUGAUGUCGCGCCAGUUGAAAUCCAACGAUUCGGAGCAGGAGCUGCUUGAGGCGUUCAAAGUGUUUGACAAGAACGGGGACGGACUAAUCUCGGCCGCUGAGUUGAAGCACGUUCUGACCUCGAUUGGCGAAAAGCUUACGGAUGCCGAGGUGGAUGAGAUGCUGCGUGAAGUGAGCGACGGCAGCGGGGAGAUCAACAUCAAGCAGUUCGCCGCGCUUCUUUCAAAAUAA
This is a messenger RNA of Lachancea nothofagi CBS 11611, 444 nucleotides long. NCBI's taxonomy places the organism in Eukaryota, Fungi, Ascomycota, Saccharomycetes, Saccharomycetales, Saccharomycetaceae. The record is from the annotation of a GenBank genome assembly.